AUGAGUGAUCGCGACAAAGGCGGUAAGACUCGGGUCAAGGCGAAGACCACGUCAUUACCUACGGGUCUCCAAUUCCCCGUUGGUCCUAUGCAUCUUCUACUGCGUAAAGGCAACUCUGCUGGUGCCCCUGUGUACUUGGCCACAAUUCCAGAAUGCCUCGCUGCUGAGGUCCUAGAGUUGGCUGGCAACGUUGGUCGUGACAACAUGAAGAUCCGCAUCAUCGCUGGUCGUGACAACAUGAAGAUCCGCAUCAUCCCUCGUUACUUACAACUGGCCAUCAAGCAACGACGCAGAGUUUAA
Molecule: messenger RNA, 300 nt
Organism: Opisthorchis viverrini
Lineage: Eukaryota; Metazoa; Platyhelminthes; Trematoda; Opisthorchiida; Opisthorchiidae
Exons: 1
Coding region: 1-300 (99 amino acids)
Cellular component (GO): nucleosome
Molecular function (GO): DNA binding; structural constituent of chromatin; protein heterodimerization activity
Source: RefSeq, a predicted model, not a curated record